Messenger RNA from Paramecium octaurelia, 314 nucleotides. The record is from the annotation of a GenBank genome assembly. NCBI's taxonomy places the organism in Eukaryota, Ciliophora, Oligohymenophorea, Peniculida, Parameciidae.
AUUUUAUUAUCAUCCAGAUGUAGAGGCUCUUGAAACCUAUUCAGAUAUAACAGCCUGUCUUGUAGAGAAUGGAAAAUGCAAGAUCGGAUUGUUCGGCUGAUGAAGACCUUAGUUUUAUAGAAAUUUUAAGAGCUGAAGCUCAAAACCCAAUGAUAAAAAACUUCUCAAAGGAGGAUUCUAUUGUAGAUGACACAAAGGAUUUGGAAGAAUUCCUUAAUUCUCUUGAUUGAAAUCAAUGAUGAAAGAGGAAACCCACUUCAUAGUGAAAACCUCUUUUUCGACUGAUUAUAAUACAUAAACUUUUAAUCAAAAAU